AUGUCAAGCAAUAACUCCACGGUUAGAGUAAAACAAGAAGAAACCAAUAAUCAUGAGCCUCAAUUUGACUAUUUUCCCCUUCGUGCAUGCACCAAGGAAGACAUUGAGGAGACGAGAUAUCAUAUUAUGAAAUUUCACAGCAUGAAGCCAGUACAUCUAUCGAAGGAUUUUGAGAAUCCGACCCGGUUGCAUAGAAAAGAUCCCAAAAAUUUACAAUUUCAACUUUCACUAAAGGAGCUUGAAGAAAAACGGAAGGAGGACGAGAAGAAAAACGCACAGAAAAUUCAAAGGCGUCAAGAGUACAUUAGAAAAAAAGGUAUAAAAGAAAGCGAGAUGACGGAUGAACAGAUUGAUGAAAAGAUAGAGCUAGAAAAAGAGGAGGCAGAAAAACUCGAGAAGGAGAAAGAAGAAAGGUUAAAACAUAUUGCCCCAGAUGGAGGUGCCAGAAAAAGAAAGCAGGUAAUUAAACGUAAGACGAGGCAAAUAAGGGCUUAUGAUGAAGACAAAAGAAGGCUAAGAUACGAGGAGUUUUAUCCAUGGGUUCUAGAAGAUUAUGACGCAAAGCAAGCAUGGGUCGGAAACUAUGAGGCGGGUGUGACGGACAAUUUUUGCCUAUUAGUUCUGGAUAACGCAAAUAAGUGUUUUAAACUUGUUCCCUUGGAUAAAUAUUACAGAUUCACUCCAAGAAACAAGUAUGCUACGUUAACAUUAGAGGAAGCUGAGGCUAAAAUGAAUAAAGGUAGUAAUGGCCAGCGUUGGUUGAUGAGGAAAAUGGCAGAUGAGGCUGCAAGUGGUCAAAGAGUUGAUUUACGUUAUAGAAAGCUUCAGACAACUUCAAAACAAGAAAAGGAAGAGGAUCCUACUGUGAAGAAAUCGGAGGAUGAGGAUAUGGACUUUGAUGAUGAGUUUCAGGAUGAUGAGGAAGCGCCAAUUAUACAAGGAAACGAGGCGGAAAACAAACUUGUUGAGGGUAAGAUGAAAAAAAACAUGCUACGUGCGAACAAUUUGAUAGAGCAUGAUGAAGACUCAGAUUCAGAUUUGGAUGAUUUAUUUGAGGUUAGAAAGGUUGACAAAGAAGGUAAAAAGCUUCGUAAAGCUCUAGCGCAGAAUGCUAUGAAUGAAGUUUAUGACACGGAUGAUGAAGAGGACAAUAACCCUUAUUUAUCAGAGAGUGAAAUUGAAGAGGAUGACAGUGAUGGGGAGGAGGACAAGAUUAUUACCAUAAAGAAGGAGCCUGGACUUGAUGGGAAAUUGCGCGAAGAGAUCACAGUUAAAAAGGAAGAUGGUGAUACAACCGAAAUAACCUCUACUACAAGGCAAGAACAAAGGAAGGUUUUUGUGUCCAAAUACUCAGAUGGUGUUUUAACUUUGAAGGCACCAAAGAUUAUAUUAAUGCAAUUUCCAGGAGGUGAAUGGAAUCCAACAACUGCUAUUAGAAGAAAACGCCAUGAUAAUUUCGGCGAGGAGGAGCAUCCACCUUUGAAAAAAAUUAAACUCAAGCUUGGGCACAAGAAAGCCAAUUCGCAGUCUCCUGAUUCAAGACUUCAUCAGAUAUCCAAGGCUGACGUUGAUGAACUUCUUCGAGAUGGACCUAUACCAUUAACGACUCUUGUGAGAUCCUUAAGAACGAAGAUGAGUAAGGAUCCAAAUGCUAGGUCAAAUUUAAAGCACGUGUUGAAGGGUCACUUUACAUUAAGAAACAAGAAAGUUUAUCGGAAGGGUGACUGA
Molecule: messenger RNA, 1728 nt
Organism: Brettanomyces bruxellensis
Lineage: Eukaryota; Fungi; Ascomycota; Pichiomycetes; Pichiales; Pichiaceae
Exons: 2
Coding region: 1-1728 (575 amino acids)
Biological process (GO): transcription initiation at RNA polymerase II promoter; positive regulation of transcription elongation by RNA polymerase II
Cellular component (GO): transcription factor TFIIF complex; nucleus
Molecular function (GO): RNA polymerase II general transcription initiation factor activity; DNA binding; TFIIF-class transcription factor complex binding
Source: RefSeq, a predicted model, not a curated record